This is a messenger RNA of Ruditapes philippinarum (Manila clam), 735 nucleotides long. RefSeq names its product complement C1q-like protein 4. Gene Ontology annotation, molecular function: protein binding. The transcript has 2 exons. NCBI's taxonomy places the organism in Eukaryota, Metazoa, Mollusca, Bivalvia, Venerida, Veneridae. The record is from RefSeq and is a predicted model, not a curated record. Bases 57 to 680 code for a protein of 207 amino acids.
CACUUUCAUAAUAAGAUUACAUUUAGAAUAAUUUUAUACUUUUACAUAUUUACAAAAUGGCGGCGUUAAGGAUCUGUCUUAUUACAGCGUGUCUCAUGUCGAUGUCACGUGGGUUUCUUCUAGAUGAUAAUUCCCUGCAGAAUCUGCUGAACCUUAUAUCCCAAGAGAAGAAGCUGAGAGCCAGCGCCGAACUGCAGAUUAAUCAACUAAAGAGUGAUGUGGCUUCUAUGAGAGCUAAUCAUCAGUCAUCAUUGUGUAAAUGUUCGGCAGCUGGAGUAGUUGCAUUUGCCGCUACCAUAACCAGUGACAUUACCAACUUUGGCACGCACCAACCUGUCGUAUUUGACAAAGUAAUAACCAAUGUGGGUGGGGCUUACGAUGUACGUCAUGGCUCGUUCCGCGCACCUGUUGAUGGUAUAUACAUGCUGUCGUUUUCCGCUUUGCAAGGACAGUCUUCAAUGUGGAUCGGAUUGGAACUUGUCAGGGACAAUAUGGUUAUUGCACGCGUAAAGACAGGUGAUAAUGGCUACUGGAAUAUGGGAAGUAACGUCGUCAACGUCCAUCUGAACGCCGGAGAUGACGUAUGGGUACGUCAUAUGUCUGACUCAGACAGUAAACACGUUGUGGCUGAUAAAGGUUUCUUCACGUCGUUUUCUGGACAAUUAAUUCACGCUGACUAAUGCCUUAGAUUUUUUGUAUCUUAUAGAUAUGGUUAAAUAAAGUGAGCAAAUGUCA